UUUAACAUCCCAUCCAAAAGUCUGCACCCUACACAGGGCAAUGUCCCCAAUCAUAGCCCUGGGGCAUUGGGAUAUGUUUUAAGACCAGAGGAAAGGGUGCCUCCUACUGGCCUUCCAGUAGAAAGAAAGAAGGCGUGGCGAUUGAGCCCGGGUAGUGUGUCUGGGUAGUGAGGGGGCCUGUCAGUUUUUCCAUUAUCUUCGAAGUGCCCUGUCUCAGCAAAGAAAAUGAAUGGUCUGGACGAAGAACAAAUGGGACCACAAACCUUUCUCUAUGGGUGCGAGUUGAAAUCUGGGAAGGAUGUUGUCUUCAACCCUGAAGAGGAUGACUUUGAGCACCAGCUAGACUUAAGGAUGCUGUGUGUGGACCUCAGCACCAAGGAUGAGCUGCACAUCGUGGAGGUGGAAGGACAGGACACAGAGGGUCAGAAGGUUAAGGCUGUGCUGGCUUCACUCAAACCUUCCACCCUGCCAAGUGUGUGUCUUGGUGGGUUCGCAAUCACACCCCCAGCAGUUUUCCGUCUCAAGGCUGGAUCCGGGCCAAUCCACAUCAGUGGCCAGCAUCUUGUCAUGAUGGGGGGAGAUCAGUCUUUUGACGAGGAUGAAGAUGAUGAAGAGGAAGAAGAGGUACAAACGUCCAAAAAAAGGCCUGCGUCAGCACCGGCUCUUAAAUCUCAGAAAAAGAUGAAGAUGGAUGUUGGUGAUGAGGAUGACGAUGAGGAGGAUGAUGACGAGGAUGAAGAGAGUGAGGCUGAAGAAUCUCCUGUUAAGGCUAAGAAGACUCCGUCCAAACCUCAGACUCCUGCCCACGGUGGAAAGGGCUCUAAAGCCAACACACCAGCCGGAAAACAGGCAAAGACCCCCGACAGCAAGGGUGGACAGACUCCUAAAAAUGGACAGGCCCCCAAAGCAACUGCCAAGACCCCCAAACAAAGUCUCCAUGUCUCUGAGCUCAAGGUCAAGAUGAUGGCGACUGUGGAGAAGGGAGGGAAGUUGCCUAAACUCCAGUCCAAGUUUGAGAGCUUUGUGAGGAACAGCUUCAAAGUCACAGAAACCAAGACCGUAGAGGAACUGUGGCAGUGGAGACAAACUGUUGAAGACGGCAAAUAACUUGUUUUAAACUAUUUUUAGUUUGAUUACUUCAGCCAUCUCAUCAAUUUCCCCCCCCGUCUGCCUACUCUGCCCUCUCUUGGCCCUUCCCAUGUCUGAAUCAAUGCUCUGUUAUUCUACACUGCUGCAGCAUUUCAUGUCCAGUGCCCUGCUAGAGUGGAGCUAAUGGCACUGAGCCCCAUCACCCCUGGCCCUACCAGCAUCACCCUCUCCAAGAGGACGGGAGGGGUGGUACUAUUCCAGCUUUCAUGUGGACGGACCUGGGGAAACCCGUUUUCAACUUUGCAUUUUGUAAAUGUGUAAAUUAAAUCCUUGCUACUGUGUUGUACGUAGCAUUCUGAAGUUUGUCAGAACUGUCCCUCUGGCAUUUUGGAAGGUAUCUGUUCAUGUUUGUUUCAUUUUGAAUUAUUUAAAUGAUGGGUGAAGUGAAAUGCCAAGUGUUGUCAUCCAUAAGCUGUUGAAUUUGUCGACGCUUGUCCUUCCCUUCCAGGUGGUAGGCUCUAAGGUCUGAGACAUCAACUUUUGCCAAGCAUUGUAUUGAACGGUUUUAAGAAAUUCUCACGUUGAUAUUUUUUGCAGUAAGGGUAGAGUGAAGCAGCUAGUUCCCUGGUGACAUGAAUGUCAUUUUGAAAGUAAAAAUAUUCCUGUUUUAUUAGACCUGCAUCUCAUCUCUGUUUUAAUUGUUAUACAUGAAGUAUAUGAUCAGUUCUCCAUCCACAGAAAUAUUCUGAUCCACAAUUAAAAGUUCUGGGGAAGAUUGUC
This is a messenger RNA of Oncorhynchus kisutch (coho salmon), 1869 nucleotides long. RefSeq names its product nucleophosmin. The transcript has 11 exons. Bases 226 to 1107 code for a protein of 293 amino acids. Gene Ontology annotation, cellular component: centrosome; cytoplasm; ribonucleoprotein complex. Gene Ontology annotation, biological process: chromatin remodeling; regulation of centrosome duplication; ribosomal large subunit biogenesis. NCBI's taxonomy places the organism in Eukaryota, Metazoa, Chordata, Actinopteri, Salmoniformes, Salmonidae. Gene Ontology annotation, molecular function: histone binding; RNA binding; chromatin binding. The record is from RefSeq and is a predicted model, not a curated record.